GCGGCAGAGCGGCCCUACGUGCUGACGCUGAUUGUAUAUGAGCGCGAGCGGCGGGCUCUCGGGUCUCUUUUAGCGCUCUCUGCUCGUGGCACCGCCUCCAGCUCCUUCCUCCCGCCGCCCUGAGUCACAGGCCCCGCCGCUCCGGCCGCCUGGCUCCCCGUGCUAGCCGCCGAUAUUUGGAGUUCUUACAGCAUGGCAGACAUUGACAAGAUGCCUCACGGUCCAACAUGGCUACUGGAGCUCUAGCCAUCACAUCCCUAAUCUAGGGAGGGAGCAAGAUCAAAAUGGCCUCCAAUCUGUCUACCAUCCUGUGAAAGGAGGCUUAUUCAGAGUUCUACAAGACUUACUGCUUUUUAUCUCAAAGCCAAAGCAUAGUCACAUAGCUACAUCUAGCUAAAAGCAAAGAACAGUCUGAACUUGACCAAGAUUUGGAUGAUGUUGAAGAAGUAGAAGAAGAAGAAACUGGUGAAGAAACAAAAAUCAAAGCGCGUCAGCUGACUGUUCAGAUGAUGCAAAAUCCUCAGAUUCUUGCAGCCCUUCAAGAAAGACUUGAUGGUCUGGUAGAAACACCAACAGGAUACAUUGAAAGCUUGCCUAGGGUAGUUAAAAGACGAGUGAAUGCUCUCAAAAACCUUCAAGUUAAAUGUGCACAUAUAGAAGCCAAAUUCUAUGAGGAAGUCCAUGAUCUUGAAAGGAAGUAUGCUGUUCUUUACCAGCCUCUAUUUGACAAGCGAUUUGAAAUCAUUAAUGCAAUUUAUGAACCUACAGAAGAAGAAUCUGAGUGGAAACCAGAUGAGGAGGAUGAAAUUUCGGAGGAGCUGAAAGAAAAGGCCAAGAUUGAAGAUGAGAAAAAGGAUGAAGAGAAAGAAGACCCCAAGGGAAUUCCUGAAUUUUGGUUGACUGUUUUUAAGAAUGUUGACCUGCUCAGUGAUAUGGUUCAGGAACAUGACGAACCCAUACUGAAGCACUUGAAAGAUAUUAAAGUGAAGUUCUCAGAUGCUGGUCAGCCUAUGAGUUUUGUCUUAGAGUUUCACUUUGAACCCAAUGAAUAUUUCACAAAUGAAGUGUUGACAAAGACAUACAGGAUGAGGUCAGAACCAGAUGAUGCUGAUCCCUUUUCUUUUGAUGGACCAGAAAUUAUGGGUUGUACAGGGUGCCAGAUAGAUUGGAAAAAAGGAAAGAAUGUCACUUUGAAAACCAUUAAGAAGAAGCAAAAACACAAGGGACGUGGGACAGUUCGUACUGUGACUAAAACAGUUUCCAAUGAUUCUUUCUUCAAUUUUUUUGCCCCUCCUGAAGUUCCUGAGAGUGGAGAUCUGGAUGAUGAUGCUGAAGCUAUCCUUGCUGCAGACUUUGAAAUUGGUCACUUUUUACGUGAGCGUAUAAUUCCAAGAUCAGUGUUAUACUUCACUGGGGAAGCUAUUGAAGACGACGAUGAUGAUUAUGAUGAAGAAGGUGAAGAAGCAGAUGAGGAAGGGGAAGAAGAAGGAGAUGAGGAAAAUGAUCCAGACUAUGACCCAAAGAAGGAUCACAACCCCGCAGAGUGCAAGCAGCAGUGAAGCAGGAUGGGUGGCCUUGAGGACAGCCUGCACUGGUCUACCUUCUGCUUCCCUGGAAAGAAUGAAUUUUACGUCAUUUGACAAGCAUAUUCAAGUUUUUUGCUGUUUGCCUGUUUUUGUUUUUGCAGUCUAAAAUAAAAAUGUCAAAUA
Manis pentadactyla (Chinese pangolin) is the source of this 1709-nucleotide messenger RNA. It is a transcript of the gene NAP1L1, whose product is annotated as nucleosome assembly protein 1 like 1. The record is from RefSeq and is a predicted model, not a curated record. Gene Ontology annotation, biological process: nucleosome assembly. Gene Ontology annotation, molecular function: histone binding; chromatin binding. Bases 507 to 1559 code for a protein of 350 amino acids. The transcript is spliced from 17 exons. Gene Ontology annotation, cellular component: nucleus; chromatin. NCBI's taxonomy places the organism in Eukaryota, Metazoa, Chordata, Mammalia, Pholidota, Manidae.